UAUUUCAUCUUUUCUGUAGUAUGCUUGUCUGAUCCCAAGUGUAGUCAGGUUGUUUGUUUUCAGGAUUGGAAUUCCUAUUACAGGCAGUUCCCCCAGCCACCGGAAUUCCUUGAUGAUGGUUCUAACAAAGAUAUGGAGCAACAUCAAAUGUUCUCUGCAUUGUUGUUGUUCUGAUUUCUUCUCCUGUUUUUUGUGCAUUCAAAUUGUUUUCUCUGCACUGUUUCAGGCAGGAAAAGUUCAGUUUGGUUACAUGUAUGGCAUGAGUGCCAUUGGCUGCCUUGGGAUGCAUGCCUUACUGAACCUGAUGAGCUCUGCAAGGGUAUCAUAUGGCUGUGUGGCGAGUGUGCGUUACUGCCUGCUCCCCAUGGUCAUCCUCUCCAGCUGUGCCAUCUUCUUUUCAUUGCAGGGCACCUUUGGAGCUGUGUCAGCCCUGGUCAUCAUUGGCUGGUGUAGUCUUUCAGCUUCCAAGAUCUUCAUUUCAGCCUUGGACAUGGAAGGACAACAGCUUCUCAUUGCCUACCCUUGCGCCCUACUUUAUGGACUUUUUGCCCUCCUCACAGUUUUCUAAAGAAUGCUUGAGAUGGAUUUGCAAGAUUCUAUUUGUCUGCUCUUCACAUUAUUCUAGAAGUUUAUUGGCAUUGAAAUUUGUUGAUAUGAUUUUCGUUUUAUUACUGUUGAGAGAAUAAUAAGCAGAAAGUUACAACAGCACUUAAGGAUGGUGCUCUAAUGGUCUGUUUGGUUUGAAUGAUGUUUUGCUUUUCACCAUAGUGCAUUAAAAUAUUUUAAAAUAAAAAGGGAUGUGAUUGCUACACUGAUGGAUACUGCUUUUCUUAAUAGAUAUAUUUCUGAGAAAUCAUAAGUCAAUAAACAUAUGCUGUUUAUAAGAAUCUAUAGUUCUUCUUUUGAGAAAUUUUGUGCAAGCUGUGUGCAUGUAGUUAAAAAUUGCACAGUUUAGCACUGUUAGGGUCUAUAAGGUUUUAUUUAACCAAGUUUCAAAGAACCCCCUUUAAUCCACUUAUUUUAACAACUGUUCCUUGAUCUAUCCCAUUUAGAUAAUGCAUCGACUCACCAUUUUUUAAAGCUCUUAAUUCCCUCUUAGUUGGUUUACAUGCUGUGGUCCAUGACUAUAACUCCUCCCUUGCUUGUAUCUUAAGUAACUUUACUAUUUUCUCCUUAAAUGAAUGUUACUAGAGGAAAUUCCACUUCAUUCUUGUUCAUCACAUUGCCAUAUCUGAAAUGGCUCUCCAGCACUGUCCUUGAAUCCUACUACAUCUUCAUAUGAAAUUUGUUUUUAUAUUGAGAUGACCAAAUCUUAGUAGUUAUUUUCUGUUCAAAUCUCCAGUCCCUCUUCCUGUUAGUUGAUUCUUAUUUUAUUGAA
This is a messenger RNA of Castor canadensis (American beaver), 1378 nucleotides long. NCBI's taxonomy places the organism in Eukaryota, Metazoa, Chordata, Mammalia, Rodentia, Castoridae. The record is from RefSeq and is a predicted model, not a curated record.